Arvicola amphibius (Eurasian water vole) is the source of this 456-nucleotide messenger RNA. It is a transcript of the gene Tex48, whose product is annotated as testis expressed 48. Bases 1 to 456 code for a protein of 151 amino acids. The transcript is spliced from 4 exons. NCBI's taxonomy places the organism in Eukaryota, Metazoa, Chordata, Mammalia, Rodentia, Cricetidae. The record is from RefSeq and is a predicted model, not a curated record.
AUGUCCUUAAAAGAGGGCUUCUGGGUUGGGGGGACGGCUCGGGCAGUAAAGCACUUGCCAUGGAAGCUUAAGGACCUGAGUCUGAACCCCAGAACCCUCAUAAAAAGCGGAGCAUGGCAAGCAACCUACCAAAACCUGGCCUCGAAGAUAUUCUGUUUAUGCUGCCAGGACUGUGAGGAAGCCGUCAUCGAGAGCUCCAAGGCUCCCAGUCAAACCCAAGGGAACAGGCCACCAUCCUACAGUUUGCAGUCUCAGAAGAAUGAGUUAAACAAACCAAAUCUCAAGUACACUAAUGCACAGUUCCCCACUGGUCAAGAAAAGAGAUUCUCUUCCAGCAGCAGCGAGUUUGAAGAGCUGACUGCAUACAACAUACAAACAGGAUACCCUAAAAAAAAUCUAAACCGCUACUGCCAGGAACACUGGGCCUUCCAGCCGUGCCUCAUCGGGAGACCCUGA